Messenger RNA from Nymphalis io (European peacock), 1555 nucleotides. RefSeq names its product cleavage and polyadenylation specificity factor subunit 4 (gene Clp). The coding region runs from base 113 to 982 and encodes 289 amino acids. Lineage: Eukaryota; Metazoa; Arthropoda; Insecta; Lepidoptera; Nymphalidae. Gene Ontology annotation, molecular function: zinc ion binding; RNA binding. The transcript is spliced from 4 exons. The record is from RefSeq and is a predicted model, not a curated record.
AAAUGUCAUUUCAGUUGUGACUUGUGAGGAUUUCUAGAAGUACCUACUCGCUAUUAUUAUUGAAACAACAUUAAGUUUAAAUAAUUUUAUAUACUUAUAAUAAAAAUAUAAAAUGGAGGUGAUAGUUGCAAAUGUAGAUCACAUAAAGUUUGAUAUAGAUUACGCCUUAGAACAACAGUAUGGAGCGUUGCCGCUUCCCUUUCCCGGGAUGGAUAAAUCAACAGCAGCCGUAUGCGAAUUCUUCGGUCAACCUGGUGGGUGUAACAAUGGACCUCAAUGCCCAUAUAGACAUGUCAGAGGUGAUCGAACAGUUGUUUGUAAACAUUGGCUCCGUGGCUUGUGCAAGAAAGGAGACCAGUGUGAAUUCCUUCAUGAAUAUGACAUGACUAAAAUGCCUGAAUGUUAUUUCUAUGCAAGGUUUAAUGCUUGCCACAAUAAAGAGUGUCCCUUCCUGCACAUAGACCCCGAAAGUAAAAUUAAGGACUGUCCUUGGUAUGAUCGUGGCUUUUGUCGACAUGGACCUCACUGCCGACACAGACAUGUCAGAAGAGUGUUGUGUAUUAACUAUUUAGCUGGAUUUUGCCCUGAUGGACCGAGCUGCAAGUACAUGCACCCUAGAUUUGAACUUCCUGCUCCACCAGAACAAACUAAGGAUCAAAAACGUUUGCCUAUUUGUCAUUACUGCUCAGAAGUUGGUCAUAAGGCAUCAUCGUGCAACAAGAUACCUCCGGAUCAAAGAGAAGUCGCACAAAAACAAGAGGAAGCAAGAUACAGAGCGCUAGGCUAUGUAAAACCAGCUAAUGAUAAUGAUGAAAUGCAACGACUACAAAGAAUGAUGCAUAAACCUUUGGAAGAGGUUACCUGUUUCAAAUGUGGUACUAAAGGCCAUUAUGCAAAUAAGUGCCCCAAAGGUCAUCUUGCAUUCUUAUCAAAUCAAACUGGCCAGAACAACUCCAACAAUAUGUUUAAAAAACCCAACUAGUAUAGGUAUGUGAAGCCACGUUAAGUGACUUCAACUGACUCAUGAUGAAUUGGUGUUGCUGAAUAAUUAAGUUAAAGGACAUGUUUUAAGAACAUCAGUGUUGUGUUUGGUAUAAUUUAGAAAGGAAAAACUUACGAACAGCAGAGAUGUUAAAAUAAGAGUAAUUUAUAUAUAUAUAUCUGUUUUUCCACUUAACCAAAUUGUCAACUGGUCUCAUUGUAACAUGGCUUUCUACUCUUUUUAUUUAAAUAUUUUUAUGAUGGUGCGUUACAUUACAAACCUAUGACAGCAUCUAUAUAUUUCCUUGAGCAGUGAGCGCUGCGACCAUGCUUCAGUUGUUACUGAUUUUUGUUUAGCUUGGAAAAAUUCAAUAAUAAUAUUUAAACAGUUUAUUUUACACAAAUAUAAUAUAAAAAUAUUUUAUUUCUGUAAAUUCAAUUUUUCAUAAACAUGACACUAAGUAGUAUUAAAAACCAAUAGUGACCUAAGUAAUUGUUAAUUUAGCGGUACUUGGUAUUGUUGUGUUCCAGUUUGAAGGGUGAGUGAGCCAGUGUAACUAUAGGCAGGCAUUUU